Symbiodinium necroappetens is the source of this 1251-nucleotide messenger RNA. The record is from the annotation of a GenBank genome assembly. Lineage: Eukaryota; Dinophyceae; Suessiales; Symbiodiniaceae.
AUGCCGCAGAAUCUUUCCGACUACAUCAGUCGUCUGAUCCAAGUGCCCCGCACCUCUCCCUUUGCCUUGGCCCUGCAAAAUUCUACUCACAUGCUCGCAGUGCCUACGAGGGAAUGCAGCAUCUACUCGCGACUAUGGUGCGGCUAUGAGGCAUACCUGGCGACGUAUUAUAACAAGGUGGUGAUCACUGCCAGGCCUUCGUUGGAAUGGCUUCCUUCCUUGGCUGUGGGAAUGGCAAUUUGGGCUGUAGGUGCCAUUGCCGGAUUUUUCUGGAGCACUGUCGGGGCAGAAAGCACUGCGAGCUCAACAGCCACCUUUGAAACAUGGAAAUCGGUGACCCACGCCCUGCAGGUCUCCUACGCCCUGGGAAUGCAACCCCCAUUCGCGUUUGAAGAUGCAGCGGCCGGCUGCGUGGUGCUGGUGGUCCUUUGUGGCCGCUCAUCGCACUGUGUUGCCUUCCUCAACCUUCUGGGUGCCUUAGCAGUUGGCUUUAUCCUCGGCUUUUGGGCCAAAAUCUUUGGUGCACUUGCACAGCUGCCGCUCCGCAUCAUAGCGGGAGACCCUACUGGAAAGUUCUUUUUGAUUCCGCUGUUUGCUGUUUUCGUUGCAACCAGCGAGAUGGAUCGACUUCGUGCUUUGCAGCGAAAGCAAGAGGCCACACUCCUGGAAUUGCCCCAGAAUGCUCGUGUCCAAGAUGCCCAGUGCGGGAAGCCAGAAGACACGCUCACCAUCACCAAUGAGAUUGGCGACCGCUGGGGCCAUGUAGAAGCUUCAGUCAAGGUGCUUUUGGACUCGGGGAUGUCCACGCCGGCAUUGAGGGAAGUCACGCAACAUGGAUUUUCUGUGCGAGGCCUCGCGGAUGUGAAAUUUUCCCGGUGUUGGCUGGGCCUGGCUGUGUGGUUGUUUCACUUCCUUUUAUACGGAGGCAGUGAUGCUGUGCUGGGCGUCAUCAAUGGCAUGGUCGUGGGUGUCACUGUGGUAUUAUGGUGCAAUGCGGAACGCGAUGACAAAGCCUUCUUGGGUUCAAUGUCCGUCAAGAUUGUGAUCACUGUGGCCGUCUGCACUUAUGCCAUCUCGUACGCAUUCCAUCUCGAUCAUAAACUGGACGAGGACAAAAAGGCUCGGUUCGGUGACUUCGUGCUGCUUGGAAUUGCGAUUGUUUGUCUUCUCUGUCACCUAGCUGGCCUUAAGGGAUUCAUGCGUCUGCCUGUUGCUCGGUGUCUCUUUGGGGCGCUGCGACCCAGGUGCUAG